This is a messenger RNA of Aplysia californica (California sea hare), 2230 nucleotides long. Its product is annotated as DNA fragmentation factor subunit beta. Lineage: Eukaryota; Metazoa; Mollusca; Gastropoda; Aplysiida; Aplysiidae. Gene Ontology annotation, molecular function: DNA endonuclease activity. The record is from RefSeq and is a predicted model, not a curated record. Gene Ontology annotation, cellular component: nucleus; cytoplasm. Gene Ontology annotation, biological process: apoptotic process; apoptotic DNA fragmentation.
CUCACACUAAGUACCAGCAAAUCCCAAAACCAAGUAGCAAAUCCGCCCGCCACUAGUGACGAGAGACAUCAGUGAUUGGAACCUUUUUGACAAGAACGUUUUAUGAUUGUUCAAGAAGUGUAUUAUGAUGUUAUGAGCCACGUGAAUAAAAAACAUACUGUUUAGUCACAUUUUGUCGACGCUGAGCCCCGCAGUUGAGGAGAUGAAACCUUUCACAAUUCAAGAUUCGUCCAGCUCUCGUCGGAUUAAAAUUAUUGCUAAAAACCUUGCUGAUGUCAUCAAUAAAGGCAUAGAGAAGCUGAAAAUUCCUGCAAGGGAGGAAGUCACAGUUGUUCUUGAGAAUGACGGCACUAUUGUGGAUUGUAGUGACUCCUUGAGGAGUCUCCCUGACGAUACGGCGUUGGUCCUUUUACGAGCAGGAGAGGACUGGAGAGGGGCGGGCGACCAGUUGUAUGAGGCCCUUGAAAAGUUCAGCAUGUCAAAUCUCAAAAUGGAAAUAACUAAGAGGUUUCACAGACGGGUGUUGGAUGGUGGAAAAGCAUACCAGAUACUCAACUCUCUCUCUUUUCUGGAGGAGAGUAGUGAUGAUUUUGAGAAGGAGACGAGAAGUGAACACAAGGAGUGGUUUGAAGGUCUCAACGAGCAAUUCCAGACAAAAACCAAAUAUAUGAGGAACCUUGCUCAAGGGAGGACCCGCAGUUAUUUAAGAAAAGCCAAAGAAAACUUCGAUAAAGUAAAGGACCGGACCACCAAGGCUCAUCUCCAACGUUUAUCGGAGAAACUGCGUUUACAACUAAAUAAAGCGGAAGCUCAUGGAGACUACUUUGACCGCACCGUCCCCAGAAAACAAAAUCGGAUGUGCCAGGAUUCCGGAAUGUUCUUGUGCGAGGGCCCUUAUGACUGUGACCAAUGUCCCACGGCACACAGUAUCAACCCCUAUGUAUCCAAGCGCAAUAGGAUGCUGUUCAACUUAUGGAAUCUGGAUCACAUAUAUGAGAAGUCUCGUGCGGUCAUCCCCACAGUUCUGAGUGCGGCCAAGAACAUUCCAGAAGGCCACCAGUUAUCGUGUAAGGAGGUGUACAAGUAUCUGUUCACCCGCCAAAACCUCAAGCUGGUGGAGCUUAGCUGUCACAAGAAAGAGGCUCGGGAUCAAGUCCUACGAGAAGAUGAAUUCUAUGAAUCAGCAGGGAAUGAUAGUGUACGUGCUUGAAAAUGUAGUUUAUGUUACUGUCUCUCCCCGUAGUAUUAUGCACUCCGCAUAAUUUGGCAAAAUUUGAUCAUUUUUUUUUCUCAUAAUUUCUGAUUUUUAUCCUUUAUCAUUUUUUGUUAAAAUUGACAGAAUCGCUUAAUUUCACAUUUUUGGGCUCAGUUUUCAUAAUUUCAGAAUUUUUCUUGCUUAAAAUGACGGGGACAGGUUACAUGAGAAUGUAGCGCUGACACGUCAUGAGGAAGCGUAGUUUACACACAGGAGGAAGUGUUGGGCACGUAGUUGAAAAUGUCGUGUUUGCUCAUGAGAAUGAAGUGUACGUACCUGAUGGAAGUGGAGUUUAGAUUUCCACGUACUUGAAGAAGUAGUAUGUGUACAUGUUUAGACGGAAAUGUGCAGUGUAUGUGUACCUCAGCAAGUGUAGCAUACUCUCUUGAUGAAGUGUAGUGUUUGCACUUGGACAAGUAGUGUAGAUGUCUAUGUGAGAAUACAGUGUUGGUACUUGAUGAAGUGUAGUGUUUGCACUUGGACAAGUAGUGUAGAUGUCUAUGUGAGAAUACAGUGUUGGUACUUGAUGAAGUGAAGUGUCUUUUAAUUGACAGUACACACUGAAAUUUAAUGUAUGUAUUUGAUGAAGCGUAGUGUACGUACUACUUGAUGAAGUGAAGUGUCUUUACAAUAUGCAAUGAAGUAUAGUGUAUUUAUUUGAUAAAGCGUAGUAUAUACAUACUUGACAAAACGCUGUGUGUGUACUUGAUGAAGUGAAGUGUCUUUUAAUUGACAGUACACACUGAAGUUUAGUGUACGUAUUUGGUGAAGCGCAGUAUACGUACUUGACAGAAGUGUAGUGUGGGCCUUUUUGGCUAAGACCAAAUGUAGUAUCUCUUCCCGACUUUUCCUCUGGCCUUGUGCCCCCUGGUAAGCCGGAGGGACACUGCUGAGGCUGAUGAGGCCUGGAGAAAUCCGGGCCUCGAUUAUAUCUAGUGGAGGGAUUACCGUCCUCUUAGUAAAAAAAAGACAAAA